Helianthus annuus (common sunflower) is the source of this 1746-nucleotide messenger RNA. RefSeq lists its product as uncharacterized. The record is from RefSeq and is a predicted model, not a curated record. Lineage: Eukaryota; Viridiplantae; Streptophyta; Magnoliopsida; Asterales; Asteraceae. Bases 385 to 1512 code for a protein of 375 amino acids. The transcript is spliced from 2 exons.
AAGGAGUUUAUAAUCUAUCAUGAUAUCAUCCUAAACCUACGAUCCUCUAGCCAAAACCCUACCUUCCUCUCCAAGUCUGCAACAUUAUUCCUGUCGCAAAUUCCCAGCGACGAGAUUUCCUCCUGUCAGCGACGAGAUUUCUUCCUGUCAGCGUCGCUAUCUGUCUGUCGCUAAUAACCAGCGACUGUUUUCUUUCCCAGCGACGAGAUUUCUUCCUGUCAGCGACGAUAUCUGUCUGUCGCUAAUACCCAGCGACUGCUUUCUCUUUCUGUCAGCAACGAGAUCAGCCUGUCGCUAUAACCAGCGACUGUUUUCUUCACACAGCCGGCCGUCCACUGACACCUCCGCUGCCCUCUACACAUUAACAUCUCCUUUUCUUGUCUCAUGGCGUCUCCUCUUCACCCCGCAGUCACCGUAUCUAAUAUCCGACAACUCAUCCCGAUCACCUUAGACAUUGAAACCGCUCACUACACUUCGUGGUCGGAACUCUUCAAGAUUCAAUGUAAGGCGUUUCAAGUGUACGACCAUCUUCAGCCCCAAACCACUCCUGCUACUUCUUCUGAUAAAGAUAAGGAAAAAGAAAAGCCUACUGAAUCAUGGGAACGUCUGGAUUCGAUAGUUCUGCAGUGGAUAUACGGGACUAUAUCCCAAGAUCUUCUACACACUAUUUUGAAGCCGAACACCACUGCCUUUGAUGCAUGGACUGCUCUCGCCAACCUGUUUCAAGACAAUAAAGCAACCCAAACCAUUGAUCUCAACAAGAAGUUCGCUAGUACAAGGCUAGAUCAGUUCCCUAACAUGUCGGCUUAUUGUCAGGUGAUGAAGGUUAUUUUCGACCAACUCCAGAAUGUGGGCUCUCCAAUCACAGACGAGCAGCUUGUCCUACAACUUCUAACGGGUCUCACCGAGCAAUAUGAAGGUAUCACUAUGAUCAUUCAACAAACUAAACCUUUACCAGAUUUCUAUGAUGCUAGGUCCCAUCUAUGCAUGGCCGAAACAAGGAAAAUCAAUCAGGCUAAAGUUGCCGCUCAAGUUGCCGGUACAACCCUAACCGCAACAACUGACCAACACUCAUUAAGAUCGUCUCGUCAAGAACAACAAACCGAAACUUCUGAACGUGGCAGGGGGCGCGGCCGGGGACGUGGCAGGGGACGCGGCCGCGGGUCAUCUACUUGGGGUCGCGGUACCAACAACCUCGCGCCUACACAAAACUAUUAUCCCUGGCCCAAUCAGUUUCAAACAUGGCCCGCUCCACCUGGUUACAGCCCACCUACCUGGAACUCGUGGACUCGCAUUCCACCGUGCCCCUAUCCUACAGCCCUUCGGCCCAACAGUGGUGGCUCAGGUGUACUAGGUCCAAGGCCUGCUCAAUCAUAUGCUGCAAGUUACACUCCAACCAACAUUGAUCAGGCACUCUAUGCAAUGUCUCUCAACCCUCAAGAUCAAACUUGGACCAUGGAUACUGGCGAAACAGGAUCUCAAGACCCGGACCCUUAUCCUACGAUGCAAUAGCUCCGGGGACCUCUACACAUUUGAUCCAUCACAAGUCUCCAAGCUCACCUCUCCUACCGCCCUCACAACGAUUACUCAAGACACCUGGCACCAACAUCUCUGCCACCCAGGAUCUACUUUAUUACAUUCACUUAAAAAUUCUCGUUUUAUUAAUUGUGGUACUUUAAAACCUAAGUUUUGUCAAUCUUGCGUGUUUGGUAAACAUAUUAGACUUCCAUUUGUUGAUUCACUUAA